Paramecium tetraurelia is the source of this 663-nucleotide messenger RNA. RefSeq lists its product as uncharacterized. The record is from RefSeq and is a predicted model, not a curated record. The transcript has 2 exons. NCBI's taxonomy places the organism in Eukaryota, Ciliophora, Oligohymenophorea, Peniculida, Parameciidae.
AUGUCGAGAAGGUCUAAUCAAAUACAAAAUAAAUAAAGCGAAUGGCAGAAUGAUAAAUAAAGAAAAAAGAGAUUGAUCCUUGAUAGUCCAGAUACUAAAGAGACUGUGACGAUAUUACCAAAAUAAUAAAUACCAAGUUCGAAAACUUUGCCCAAGCACUUUAUCUCGGGGUAAAAGAGGAAAACUAGAUUAUAAUAAUAAACACAAGAGGAAUGUCCUAUUUGUUUGAUGAAUCUGGAUGAUGUAUAAAAGGUUUGUGAGGUGGAUAAAUGCAAUCAUUAGAUAUGUUUAACUUGUAUUAAGGAAUGGGCAGAGAAGUAUAAGACAUAAUGUCCCUGUUGCAGGGCAAAAUUCAAAUUCAUCUAUCCUAUUAAAGAUGGGAAAAGGGAAAACAAUCCACUAAAAUUAAAUUUAAAUUUGCCGAAAUGGAAUUAAGAGGAAGAUGAAUUUUACGAAUCUGAAGAUGACUAUGAGGAUGAGGAGAGAUGCCAAGUUUGCUUAGGUUCCCAUACUCCUUAUUUGAUGCUGAUAUGUGAUAAAUGUAAUGAUACAUUUUGCCACACUUUUUGUGAUCCAGCCUAAUUAGAAUUAACAGUUCCUAAUAGUAAAUGGUAUUGCUUGGAUUGUAGAAAGUCCAAAAAUAUUUACUACAAACAUAAGUGA